Molecule: messenger RNA, 4502 nt
Organism: Diatraea saccharalis (sugarcane borer)
Lineage: Eukaryota; Metazoa; Arthropoda; Insecta; Lepidoptera; Crambidae
Source: the annotation of a GenBank genome assembly
AGUUUUCCAUUUUCUUUAGUCCGUGCUCGAGAAUGUUAAGGAAUAUACUUCGUACCAGCCGUUGGCUGGCACGCAAACGAAUCGAUAUUGGGUCUCCAGUUAACAUUCGUUAUAUAUCUUGUGUUCGAUGCCCACAAAUUACAUAUUACUGGGCCUCAUCACUCAAGUUUUCUACGUCUCCAUCAGAUAAAUUAGAAACUACUGAACAUAUUGACCCGGCAGUAUUUGAGGAAAUCUGCAAUGAAACGUUAGAAUCACUAUGUGAAUAUUUUGAAGAAAUAGUCGACCAAUCGCCUAGUUUAAAAGGUGCUGAUGUAACAUACAGUGAUGGGGUUUUGACUGUUGCACUAGGACCACAACAUGGAACUUAUGUAAUAAAUAGACAAACACCAAAUAAACAGAUUUGGCUCAGUUCGCCAUUAUCCGGCCCAAAACGCUAUGACCUAGUUCUCAAAGAUGGAGGCUACUGGAUCUACAAACAUGACGGUGUCCCUUUACAUAGGCUUUUACAGGAUGAAAUAUCUAAACUAGUUGACAUUGAAAUAGAAUUCAAUAAAUGUGCACAUAGCUUAAUAUAAUUUAUUUUUACUGAAAGUAAAUAGGUUUGCUAUUAGAUUUUAGUUUUAUUUUAAUUAUAACAAGAUGGAAGUGAUUGAAGAUGGAAAUAUUAUGGACAGAAUUCCAAUCCUGCUUCAAAGGGAUUUGGAAUAUUAUCAGGCAAACCAGACAGUUUUGUCAGAAACCAUUUGUCCUAGUGUAGUUGGAGGAAGAUUGGAUUUUCCUCGUAAUGCCUCAUUUGCUUCUGUGAAAAUCGUACUAUGGCUGGAAGAAGAAUUCACAAUUGCAUUCAAACACGGCUCUGGUAUGUUUGUCACAAUAGAAGAUGAGGACAAUGGUGGAGUAGCAAAAACUUCUGAUCCUGAUAAAUUUGUUCAAUUAGCCAUUAAGUCGAGUGAUUCAUUACUUGAGCAUCUCCACAUGUUGGCUCAAGAGGCACUCGAUCAUGCUGACUUGCCAGUACUGACGGCUACUCUUGGUGCCGCAGCUUUGCUCAAAAAUACUCUGUUUUGUUACCUUCAGCAUGCCGAAGACAUGGCUAGCGCAGAGAGCCAAUCCUUAUUGCAGGCCUGUUACAAACGUUACGUGAGCAUGUCGGAAGCAGUCGCCGAAAGAGUUCUGGACCUCCACAACCGCGUUCUAUCUUUGUACAUCCUGCAAGACUCCGGAGGAAGACCGGUGGAAGGUGACUCUCGUGGUCCUCAUCACGCAGGGACGCCUUCCGUCCAAGGCUGGUGGCUAUAUAUGAAUGGUAGUCGAAAAGACUUGUGGAAUACAGUACCUCCGAGAAUGGCACAAAGAAUUUUUGCUGGCAUGCUCAACGAGACACUCACAAUUUUAACUGUCAGAUAUUGCCAGACGCACACUAACGAAGCCACGACCAAAUUGCUCCUUAACGAUAUACUGAACAUUUUACUUUGUGUCGCACAACUGCUGCCCUCUAUAUGCAACAACGGUUCAGACUUGGCAGGUCUCGAUGUCAAAUAUCAGACGCGUGAUGUCAGAGACGUUCACGCCAAGUGCAAUGAGCUCUUCAAAUGUUUCGUAUACAGGGGUGCUGAUCUACAUUUCAUAAAUCAGGCGUUUAAAGAGCAGAAAGAAAACCCGGUGCAGAUCAAGGAAUAUCCGAGCCCUUGGUUCACGUUCGUCAGUCCGCGUUUAUUCGAUAGCAAUUUCGACGAUUCUCUGGGAGCAGUCAGCAGUACUAGACUUCUGCCAAACGCUACUGGCGUAGGCCUAGAGCUGACUGUGUUGCUGGCUCAACCGCAGCCAUGUUGGGCUUUAUUAGUAAAGGUGUUAAUAAUGAGGAACUGUCACUUGGCUCGGUAUUUGCUGAGUACGGGCAUGCGCGCUGCGUGUACUGAUAACCAGCGAUGGCCUUCCGGCGGUCGUUGGUAUUACACGCAUACGCCGUGUAGUGGUUCACUCUGCACCGCAGACGGACACUGUGUGUUCCAACCCGAUGCCGACGCUGGAGUGGAAUAUGCCAGAGCGGUGGGUGCGUUAACGCAUAUAUUGUGUAUGGUUGGCAGUAAAGUUGAACUGAAUUCUACAUUAUGCUACGCUCUAGAAAUAUCUGGCCGCGACUGGGCUUCAUGUUUGGAUAAGCGACAGGUGUGGUGUGACCGGAGACCCGCGUGGUUAGCCGGUGUGCUGGCCACAAUCGGUACUUGUCUUAACUACAUACCGCCCAUACUAGUUAACGCUGUUCGGUCAGCAGCCUCUAUCUACCAGACGAUGUCGUUAUGUUUGAGCUGCAUAUCCCGCACAUUGGACUGUAUACCUUGCUGCUUUGUGAACGCGUGCACCGUUAUAGAGCGUAGUCUACCAUCGGGCGUGAAUCCAGUGGGUGGAUCUGUGAUGCUUCAAUUGGUCAUUACACGACUGUACGAGGAGAUAAUCAGCUGGGCACAAAAGGAGGCCGCUAGCGAAAAGGCUGCCAGCACCGGCAACGGUGAAGCCAACCAAAUGAAAGCGACACCAAACAGACCAAAACAUAAACAAGUCCGAAUUGUCAGUCUCGGUGAUACUGCCACAUCGAGGUCGGUGAGUUUUGAUGGCAGUCAAAGUACUGGUUCGUGCAUAGCGUUAGCAAUAGCCGAAGCUCUGUGCUCGAUCGACGAAGAUGACAAACACACGCAACAGAUCAUACAAUUAGUAGCUCAGUCCAAGAAAUCAUUUGCACUUUCUAAUAUGUUUGGAUUGGAAGAUUUUCCGGAAUUUGCUGAGUUAUUCCAAGAGGGUGAUGUGCCUGCAAACGCGGAACGUGCGGGCGACGCUGCCGCACUCACAACUCAGAUACUGAUGUCCGCACCUGGCAGAGACAGCAUGAGGGUCAUCUACGAUCAUAUACAACUACACGCUGACAGGAUUUUCAAAGAGCUUGGUGUGCAAGAGGAGAGCGAUCAUGAUGUGUCAUUAAGUAAUGCGCCGCUUCUUUACAUCAUGUUUCAUAUCGGAAGACGACCCUUUGAUCAGUAUCUUCGUGGGGAGUGGCCAUUGCCAUGGAGUAAGCUGGUGGGACGGUGUCGAGUAUGGGGCGCUGACGGAGCCCUCGUGCACGUAAACAGAAGAAGUGACGUUCCUCGACGACAAUCAAGGCCAUCACGUCGGCCACUGCAGCCGUAUGGGAUGUUGCACUCUCAUACGCCAUCUGAAGCCCCGCCCAAAAUGUAGAGGGUAUUAGAGCACGUCAACGGAUGUAGGUAUCGGACCAUAAUUCUAAAUCUUCGCGCUUGCUGCUAACGUCAUAUAAUUGGACAUAUUAAAAUAGGUGUGAUGUAUCCCACCGUCAUUCGUGACUGUCGCGUCAGCUGCUACAGCCGUAUGGAAAGUUAUACUUCCAUAUGACAUCUGAAGACCCGCCCAAAACGUAGAGAGUAUUAGUGUAUGUCAACGGAUGUAGUAUCUACCGGACCAUCUCUCUAAAUCUUCGCGCUUGCUGCUAUUGGAAAGUGCCCAGUUGUGCAAGUUAAUAGGGGUAACGUAUCUUGCCGUCAUUCGUGACUAUUGCGACAGCCACUGCAACCGUACGGGAUGUUACACUCCCACACGCCUUCUGAAGCCCUACCCGAGAUAUAGAGGGUAUUAGUGUACGUCAACGGAUUUAGUACCUACUGGAUCAUCACUCUAAAUCUUCGCGCUUGCUGCUAUAGUCAUACUUAAGCCCUGGAAAGGGCCCAGUUAUGCAAGUCAAUAGGGGUAUGGAAUGUAACACUCGGCUUUAUUCUAGGUGGAAGUGGUUCUCUUGCACGUAAAAGAGAUAGAGUUAUGUACCCCACUGUCAUUCGUGACCAUCGUGCGGCCACCAUAGCCGUAUAGGAUUUACACUCUUAUACGCCAUUUAUGUGUUCACUGCAUUGUCCACUGCUGACUACUAGCUGUAGCUCCGCUCUGGAUGGAUGAAGACGGUGUGAAGUCUACAGAAGCGGCGAUGUAUCCCGCUUACGACAUUUGCUCCGGCUGCUCCAGACGUAUGUGAUGUUACACUACCCCCACCAACUGAAUACCUGCUCUAGAUUAGGGGGAUUUAGUAUACGUAAACAGAUGCGGUAAUGUACACCUACUAUUACUCGUGGUUUGAGUGGCAGAUUUGUUAUAUCUGUAGACCACAGAUCGGCACAAAUUUCACAGACACUCUAAUAUUAAUAAAUUAUUUAAAAUAUUCACAUCAUAAAAUCAGAAUUAAUCAACUUCGUAGAUUAUUAUUAUAUCAUUACGACUGUUCACGUGUCAUUAUUCAAAGCCCUAUCGUUGUUAUUUCUCUUUUCAAAGUGUUUGAUUGAGAUGCAAACAUAAGUACGUUUGGUUGAGUGCUAAGUCUGAACAAAGCUUUAACCAAAUAUAAAAAAUUUAGUAUUUAACUAAUAUAAUACAUGUUUUGUGGAAAUAAUCAAAUAAUACAUGCUUUUUUUUUCUUUGAAAAUAUAUAUGUCGCUAAUUUU